Suillus subaureus is the source of this 927-nucleotide messenger RNA. Its product is annotated as Alpha/Beta hydrolase protein. The transcript has 6 exons. The record is from RefSeq and is a predicted model, not a curated record. Lineage: Eukaryota; Fungi; Basidiomycota; Agaricomycetes; Boletales; Suillaceae. Bases 1 to 927 code for a protein of 308 amino acids.
AUGGACGAUUACUCCACUUUGCAACUUCCAGAUGGAACUCAGUUAGCAUACGAGGUGCUUGGCUCCGACCACAAGCCUGAGGGGGCAUCGGUGCCGCUCGUGUUCGUCGGUGGAACCACAUCCUGUCGGAGGGACGCGAGCAAAGUAUCAUCGCUACUAGCUAAACAUCGACAAGUGUUGGUCUAUGACCACAGGGGCAUGGGGGAUUCAAAGACUCGCAAAGAUGACCCUUUUACUAUUGAAACACUAGCAAGAGACCUUCUCUCUCUAAUUCAGCAUCUUCAGUGGAGCGAGGUUGCUCUUUGCGGACAUUCCAUGGGAGGUGUUGUCGUUCAGAGUCUUUUAUUCUUACCCUUUCACCGCACGAACCCGACUCCCCUACGUUUUCAUGUAACACAUGUUGUACUCGCUUGUACUACAUUCACACCUGUCCUGGACCCAAAAUACGGACUGAAGUUCCCGAGGAGACCGACAGGACCCUUGACACGUGAACUAAUCAGAGAGCUUGUGCGCCUCACUAUGCUACCCAACUAUGACCCCGAGUGGUUUGCCAGUGAAGCCAACCAGAAGAGAAUUGAAGAGAUCGUAGAUCGCGGGUUAAUUGGCAGGUCGCCAUUUAAGACCAUAUUACAGCAAAAACGAGCAGUCUCUCAAUAUGAUUUUACUGGUUUUCAUUCUCGUCUGUCGCCAGACACUCAAUUCAUGAUCAUCCACGGUGAACUUGAUCAGAUCUUGCCUUUCUCCAAUGUUCAGGGCUUUUUGAGGCUUAUUCCAUGGGCGCGUGUGGUGCCGGUAGGAGAUGCACCAGGUUCGGUACCAACUCUUCGUUUCGGUCAUGAUUGGGUCGAGUACUUUGAUCCCCAGGUUUGGUAUGGGGUUUUCGAAGUGUUUUUGCAGGCUGGAUGUAGGGAGAAAGCUCGGCUGUAA